Messenger RNA from Carassius auratus (goldfish), 6614 nucleotides. RefSeq names its product ras/Rap GTPase-activating protein SynGAP-like. Bases 1486 to 5298 code for a protein of 1270 amino acids. The transcript is spliced from 20 exons. The record is from RefSeq and is a predicted model, not a curated record. NCBI's taxonomy places the organism in Eukaryota, Metazoa, Chordata, Actinopteri, Cypriniformes, Cyprinidae. Gene Ontology annotation, biological process: regulation of GTPase activity.
GAGAAAGAGAGAGAGAGAGUUUGCCCCAGGCUUUUACAUGAAGUUCUCUCCAUCAAAUCCCAUCUCUCCCCCACCCCCCUGUCCAGCUCAGCCCCACUUCGCUCCUCUUGUCUCCUCGAGUGAGUGAGAGCGCAGUAAAGAAAAGGACAAUUGCAGGAAAGGAUGCAUCGCCUUGCUGCUGGUAUUCCUGUCUGCAUGACUGGAAACGAGCAAACCGGAAUACAGCAAGAAGGACUUCCAGCUUUUCCUCGUGCUAAGGAUCUCCAUAUUGGAAUUGGUUUCGGAAGUCCUCAUGCAAAUGACCCGUCCAUUUGAAUCGGAGCUUUGAUGCGUCACUAAACGCGUCGUUUUGUGCACUCUGUGCGCUCGGAGGAUUUACGCGUCGGUGUCACUGGCACAGAGCUGCGGAGAAGUCUGGCUCCGUCACACGCGCACACGCACACACACACACACACAAGUUUGCAUUAGAUGCCAGCAUUUUACUGUCUAUGGAAGUGUUAGCUUAGAAUAAAUACCUUAGUCAUGUGUAUGCAUGCUCCGAUAAGUUCUCUCGUAGAGCGUUUUAAACAUAGAUAGAUAGAUUGCAACGCUAAACGACACCCUAAAAUAGCUAAAGUAAAACAUGAGAGAGUUUCACCACAAAUCUGGUGUUGGUAACCGCAGUAAAGGCAGAAGGGAAGCGGCUCGUCGGUUCAGGGUCGUUUGUAAAGGAGCCGGCGAGCAUCGCCGGGACCCGGAGCUCUCCAUCUGGCACUCUGCUGAGGAACAGCCGCUGUCGGGGCUGGAGAGAGUGACUGAGACGAGGUGGAGAAAUGAGACGCAACAAUUCUAACAGUUAAACACCCAGGAUUUAUACUAAUAUACGUAUAGAUUCCAAUUUCUUGAUUGUAAAUAUUCAUUUUUAACAAUUCUUACUAUUCUUGUAGGUAAAUACAUUUAAAUAUCCAAGUAAUAAUCAUAAAUAUAGUAUUAGUGAAAUAUAUGUACUCAACUAAGCAAACUACUAUAAUAUAUUUAGCAUACAUUUGAUUGCAAUAACCACAGGUAAUGCAUAAAUAGCUUUUUAGAAUUAGAUUUACGACAUAUUAGGUCAAAAUGUUGCCGAGUUGUACAUUACUUCAUAUGCGAUUACUUAAAGAAAGCCAGAAUAUAUUUAUUUAGUAGUCAGUAAGUCAUAUUUAACACAUGAUUACAACCAAACAUGGUGUGGACAUUCAUCGUUCUGUUGACCUUUAAAGGAACUCUUGACCAGCAUAGGGAAAGAACUCAUUCACAAAUUAAACAGAAGAAAGGGACUUAAGAAGUAUGAUCAGAGAUGGACAGUUUGGACAAUUCGUCUUUCUUGGUGGCUUGAGAUUACUUUUGGAGCCUGGACGGGAAUAAUUAAGGAGGAGUAAGGGAUUGUACCACCCCUUACAAUUGCAUUCUGGUGUAGAGCAAGCUCGGCUCCGGCGGAAGAGCAUCGCCACUGGAAAGCAGCCAAGCAUGGAGAUCCCACCCACUGCCCCCCCACAACCCUUCCGACAAUCCAGUUUUCUCAGUAGAAGACUGAAGGGGUCCAUCAAGCGGGCCAAGAGUCAGCCCAAACUGGACCGAACUAGCAGCUUCCGCCACAUGAUCCUCCCUCGUUUCCGCAGCGCAGACCAGGACCGGACUCGUCUGAUGCAGAGCUUCAAAGAAUCCCACUCCCAUGAGUCUUUGCUGUCUCCCAGCAGCGCAGCCGAGGCCUUGGAUCUGACACUUGAUGAAGAUGCGGUCAUCAAGCCUGUUCACUCCAGCAUACUCGGACAGGAGUACUGCUUCGAGGUGAUAACUGCUUCUGGAACAAAGUGUUUUGCCUGUCGGUCGGCUGCGGAGCGAGACAAAUGGAUCGAGAAUCUGCAGAGAGCUGUCAAACCAAACAAAGACAACAGUCGACGCGUGGACAACGUUCUGAAGCUGUGGAUCAUCGAGGCCCGUGAACUUCCACCCAAAAAGCGCUAUUAUUGUGAACUGUGCUUGGAUGACAUGCUUUACGCCCGCACCACCAGCAAACCCCGAACCGAUACCGUCUUCUGGGGUGAGCACUUCGAGUUCAACAACCUGCCAGCUGUCCGCAACCUCCGCCUUCAUCUUUACAAAGAGACGGACAAGAAAAGACGCAAGGAGAAGAGCACAUAUCUGGGCUUGAUCAGCAUUCCCAUUUCCAGCAUCACUGGUCGUCAGUUUGUGGAGCAAUGGUACCCCGUCAUUCAGCCCAGCGUCCUGACCAAGGGUGGUGGUGUUGGAGGGGGCAAAAUCAUCAACGCCUCCCUGCGGCUCAAGUCACGCUUUCAGACCAUGAGCAUCCUACCGAUGGAGCUGUAUAAAGAGUUUGCAGAGUAUGUGACCAACAACUACCGUACGCUGUGUGCCGUUCUGGAGCCGCUGAUGAGUGUCAAGAGCAAAGAGGAAGUGGCCUGCGCUCUGGUGCACAUCCUGCAGAGCACAGGGAAGGCCAAGGAUUUUCUUUCAGACAUGGCGAUGUGUGAGGUGGACCGAUUUAUUGAUCGAGAGCACCUGAUCUUCAGAGAGAACACCCUGGCCACCAAAGCCAUAGAAGAGUACCUCAAACUCAUCGGACAUAAGUACCUCAAAGACGUUUUAGGUGAUUUUAUCCGAGCGCUGUAUGAGUCAGAGGAGAACUGUGAAGUCGACCCAAUGAGGACUCCACCUUCUGUGCUGCCCGAACAUCAAGCCAACCUCCGCAUGUGCUGUGAGCUUGCCCUCUGCAAAAUCGUCAACUCUCAUUGUGCAUUUCCGAGAGAACUAAAAGAGGUGUUUGCAUCCUGGCGCGUUCGAUGCGCUGAGAGGGGAAGAGAGGACAUUGCAGAUCGACUGAUCAGUGGUUCCCUCUUCCUGCGCUUCCUGUGUCCAGCCGUCAUGUCACCAUCCUUAUUCAACCUCACACAGGAGUACCCCGACGAGCAGACUUCACGCACACUCACCCUCAUAGCCAAAGUUGUGCAGAACCUUGCAAACUUCUCAAAGUUUGGCAGUAAGGAGGAGUACAUGUGCUUUAUGAAUGAGUUUUUGGAGAUGGAGUGGGGCUCCAUGCAGCAGUUCCUGUACGAGAUCUCCAAUCUCGACAGUGUUAGCAACGCAGCUGCUUUUGAGGGCUACAUCGACUUGGGAAGGGAGCUCUCGAUCCUGCACAGUCUUCUGUGGGAAGUCAUGGCACAGCUAAGCAAGUCUGUUUUUACCGUGCCAAAGGAUGCUAUCAUCAAACUUGGACCAUUACCCCGCCUCCUGAAUGACAUCAGCAUGGCCCUUCGUAACCCUCACCUCCAGCGACAGCCCAGUCAUCAGACGGACAGACCGCCUCCAGAGAGACAGACAGACAGGCUGCUCUCCAGGCCCAGCUUCAACAGGGGCGUCUCGUCUGAGUUCCAGAACCUCAUGAUGAGAGACCUCAACAGUUCAGUUGAGAUCACUCGCCUGCCCUCUCCGACCUCUGCCAUGUCCAGUGGCGGAGCGCCUCCGGCCCGAGCCGGAUUGGGCGGGUUUGCGGACCGCGAUCAUCCUCACCGAGCCUCAUCUAAAGAGGUUUUCUAUGUUGCCCGUCCCCCGUUGGCCCGCUCUAGUCCAGCGUACUGUACUAGCAGUUCUGAUAUUACUGAUCCAGACCCAAAGGACUCAAGAAUGAACAGCGUCUCUAACCUGCAGUCUAUGGGGGACAUGCUCAACUCUUCCCAGGCCUCGAUUGCCGGCCUCGGCAGCUACGGUGGGCUCGCGGGCUUGGGAGGAGGCCUCGGAGGCCAGCUACGUGCUGGAGGGCGUAUGUCGGCUGGAUCCGGGGGCUCCAGCAUGUCCGGGGGUCUGAGGUUGAGCCAGAUGGGAACCACCACCGACUCGCUGUCCCAGCAGCAACAAGCCGCCGCUCUCCGCUACCCCCUCUCCUUCCAGAACCCUCUGUUCCACCUGGCUGCUGACGGGCCUCAGCUUCACCACCAGCACAGUCGAGCUCAACCUCCUCCUCCUCUCCUGCUGGCCCCGGAGCCGGACGCUUCUCACCCCUCUUACAUCCCGCAGUUCGCCCACGGCGGUUUCUCCCGAAGCGAGGACCUCUCCACCCUCAGACCCGGCCCUCAUCUGGGUCAGCCGAGUAUUAUUCACUCCCACAGCUACAGCGACGACUACAGCCGCCAUAACCAGAGCGAAUACGGGCGACGCCAGAUCCCCAUGCACAUGCAGGAGCAGCAGCAGAUGGCAGGCAUGGCAUCGCAGACGGGCACAUCUCAUUCAUCGCUCGCCACGCCACCUUCCACCGUUCAGCCUGCCCGCCAGAGCUCUAUGGCUCCUCCCACACAGCGCAUGAAAUCGCAACCCUCGCAUCAGCUUUCCGUGAGUUCUGCCGCCGCUGCCGCUCCUGCUGGCAAAACCAGGCCACAGAGCGGAAACCUGCUCCAGUCCCCGGAGUCUGGCUUCGGGGGCCGACAACAGGGCCCUCGGCAGCAGCUGUCGGUCAAAGACAGCACCCCGCCUGGCCUGCCUCAUCAGCAGAGCUCCACCAGAGAGAGCCAGGGGUCCCAGGGCUCUCAGGGAGGAACGCCACAGUCCACACAGCAAUCCAAAUCACAUCAGGAACGACAGCAGAUCCAGCAACAGCAUCUGCUCAAGCCUACCAUGAGCAAACAGGGCUCUUCCCAAUCUCCAACCACCCUCAACCCCUCGAUCCCUGCCUCGGAGCGAACGGUCGCAUGGGUGUCCAACAUGCCCCAUCUUUCUGCUGACAUAGAGAGUUCCCGCAUUGACCGAGAGGAAUACAAACUCAAGGAGUAUUCAAAGAGCAUGGACGAGUCGCGUCUGGACCGGGUGCGUGAAUACGAGGAGGAGAUCAACUCUCUGAAGGAGCGUCUGAUGAUGUCACACCGCAAGCUGGAGGAGUACGAGAGGAGGCUGUUAACUCAGGAGCAGCAGACCAAUAAAAUCCUGCUGCAGUAUCAGAGCCGACUGGACGACAGCGAGAGGAGACUGAGACAGCAGCAGAUGGAGAAAGACAACCAAAUUAAAGGAAUUAUUGACAGACUCAUGGUUGUGGAAGACGAGCUGAGGGUAGGGGUGAUGCCUGAGCAGAAACCCAGGAUGUUCGCAGACCAGGGGAGGCGGCAGUCCAUCUUAGUUCAGCCCCGCCUUGCGCCCGUCCCACUGCGAAUGAACAGCCAAUCACAAAGCUUCAUGGAGGACAAUCUGGAACCUAAUUGGAGGCCUCACCUCGGACAUUCGUCAGGUUGGCCAGGGUUUAAUUCCAGAGCGCUGUCACGCGAUUCGGUUGGUUGACAGAGGGGAAACUGAGGCUUUGACUCUGCGCCAGAGCCGAUCCAAAGAAGAAAUGUAGGUUCCCUUCCUCUGACGUGCCCUCUCUCUGAUAUAAUUCGAUAUGAUGACCGUUUGGGAUGCUUAAUGUCUGUCAGAUGUCAGAGAGAUGACGUCGCAUGCAGCGUAGUGGUUCAUUGAGAGAGCUGGAGAGGUUCUGAGGAUCAGAUCAAUUUCAAAGGUGCUGUUUUUUUAGGUUCUUUACUAACUUCAUGUAGGAUAUUGAACAGUCCUCUACUUCUCAUUAUGAUCUUCAUAUGCCACAUUCGCUCUGCCUGUCAUGCCUGCCUGCGUCUUAGUCAUGUCUUUUAUUUUGGGGAAACUGGAUAUGCACAACCUUUUUUUUUUUUACCCUGAAGAGACGCUGAUUUGUCCUUCAGCAGAUUUGAUAAGAGGCUGGAAAUAUCCAAACUUCUGUUUCCUGGUGGUUUUCUACUUCUUGACUGGACCUCACCCAGAUGAGAUCACGUAUUUACAUGCUGGUAAUGUGAGACAAGACCUUUUGAUCCGUAAAUUUACGUGACAAUCUCUUUGCAAAGAAAAAUCGACAACCUGUUAUUUUACCUGCUCCCUCUCCACGCACUUUGCUACGUCCUGGAUCCUCGCAGACUCUUUGUAUGUGAAAGAAAGAUGGAUUCUUUUACUUUUUAAUUCUCUUUCCUUUUGCUGUGGAGUUCUUGAUUUUGUGGAAAAUACCGUUUGGAAGUGGGAUCCUCUCGUUUUGAAAUUUGGCAGUCGCACGUUUGUAGGAUUGUGGGUAGUUUUGCGAAGCCAAGUUACUGUUUUAAAUUGAACUUUAUUUCCUUGUUUGGAUGGCAUUUCCAGGCAACACAGACAUUUCUCUGCUUCCUUUUUACACCACUAGACAAAAAUAUAAAUUUUGAGAGAUCAUGGAGGUCGAAAAAUAAUGUUGUGGGUGACUGUGUGUAUAUACAGUGUGUGUACAGUAUUUGUGUAUAUACUGGAUGUAUGGAUGGUUAUAUAAUAUAAGUAUAUAUAUAUACAUAUACAUGUAUUUUGUACAUAAAAUAUGUUUGUAUAUGCAGUGUACAGAAUGUGUUCUUUUACACUGAUUUCCCUUUUUCUCAAUGUGGAAAAAGAAAAAGCAGAACAGAACUUUGUGGGAAUUAAAACUCACAUCGGCGACUCGUCGGCGGAGUUAUUCAAAGCACUUUUCGCUCAGGCUGAUUGUACGCAGUCUGAAACCCACAAUGCAUCGCCAUGAGUCCAACACAUGCUUUGCCGGUAUAAAGCUUGCACUCUUUUUCUCACUGAUUGAG